This is a messenger RNA of Lactuca virosa, 1513 nucleotides long. Lineage: Eukaryota; Viridiplantae; Streptophyta; Magnoliopsida; Asterales; Asteraceae. The record is from the annotation of a GenBank genome assembly.
AUGUGGGGAAUAGUUUCGGUUUCCGGUUAUUUUCUUUCAUUUUAUCCCUACACCCGUAGGUUAGUCCAUCUUCCAGUACCUUCCGUUGGAUUUGUUGACGUUUAUCUUACUACUUUCUGGAAUUUUCCACCGCCUCUCCGAUCAAAUGCCCUUUUCUUCUCUCUUCCCAUUCCACAUUUCUUUCCGAUCAGGUAUCUAUUUUGUGUCCACCGUCUCUCAAGCCAUCCGGGUAAAAUUUCCCGUUUGGAGCUGAACGGUCACCACGAACGCACCAUUGUUGGCUCCCUUCGCUUCUCAGGUCCCCCGAAUUCUCCAUUGUUGCUUCUUCAGACUUCCUUCACCAGUUACAAUCCCUCGGAAACAUAUGCAAGCGGAUUUUGCUCUGUUUUUUAUGCCAUCGGAGAUUUCAUUUAUAUAGAGUCGGUUUCAGGAUACCCAUAUAUAGUAUUUUGUCUUAUUUGCUGGAUUGAAAGGUUGAAAGAACGAUGAAUCUACCGCAUGUUCCAGUAAAAAGCGGGAAGAAUGAGUUGUGCACAUAAGGUGCUCGAUGAAAUUCUUCAGAGAAAAAUCCUUCUGAUAUUAGCACUUUGCUCAACUGCCAUUUGCUUACCCUUCUUAGUUCAUCAUUUUUGUUAUGCACUCCACUAUCUCUUAUUUGAAAUGAUGAAAGCGUACGUUUGUACAUUGCUAUUAUAUGUUUUAGUAAAGCCAUUUGGAAUUCCAUGUUUUCCUUCAAUGGACCGGGCAGACCAACAAAUUCGGACAGAUUAGAAGCUGUUGUUGGCUGCCUUUCGACCGCUACGUCUCAGGUUAGGAAUCACUUGGUUGCAAGAAUAGCAUUGCAUAUGAGGUGAUUACUAAACUGCUAUGAAAUUUUUUUUGAUUUAUUUGUUUACAAUUUUGUUAUUGCUUUGAAGCAGGUAUUCACUACCUUGGAUCAGUAUGUGUCUUUAUGUAUAUGUUGUGCUUGGUGGCAGUGAUGACUUAAGAGUUACUGGGUACAAUGACGCCAACUUUUAGAUAGACAGAGACCAAUUCCAUUCUCAUGCAGGCUGGGUGUUUACCCUUAAUAGAGGAGCAGUAACUUGGAAGAGUUCCAAGCAGGAGACCGUGGCUGAUUCCACUUGUGAAUCAGAGUAUAUUGCCGCGAGCGAAGCAUUGAAGGAGGCUAUAUGGUUGAAGAACUUCGUUGGAGAUCUUGGAGUAGUGCUAGCCAUUAAGGAGCCAAUGGAAAUUUUCUGCGAUAAUGAAGGAUCGGUUGCCUUGACCACGGAACCAAGAGAUCAUGGUAGAUCUAGACAUAUCGACAGAAAAUAUCACUUUAUCAGACAUCAUGUAGAAGAAGGAAGCCUCGUGGUUAAGAGGGUAUCAUCAGAAGAGAAUCCUGUCGAUCCCCUCACAAAGGGUCUUAGUAGGAUUAAGCAUGUUCAGUACGCAAGGAGCAUUGGAUGAUAUUAGUUUUAGUGAUUAGAUAGUUAUUUAGAAACUUGUAACAAAUAAAUGUAAUUGACAU